ACACGGGGGGACUAUAUCCCUCCAUCCCCUUUCUCUUCCUCUCUCUGCCAUCAUACACUACUAGAGGGCACCCCGGUGUUUGUCCAUGCUGGACCGUUUGCCAACAUAGCUCACGGUAACUCCUCCAUCCUUGCCGACAUGCUGGCCCUGAAACUGGUGGGGAGGGACGGCUUCGUUGUGACCGAGGCAGGUUUCGGAGCCGACAUUGGGAUGGAGAAAUUCUUCAACAUUAAGUGCCGCUACAGUGAAACACAUCUAGAGAACACCCGUCUGUUUGGCGUACCAGUUGUCGUGGCUAUCAAUAGAUUUGUGACUGAUUCAGAGAGUGAAUUGGAGCUGGUGCAGAAAUUGAGCAGAGAGGCUGGGGCAUUUGAUGCUGUCAUCUGCAGUCACUGGGCCCACGGAGGUGCAGGUGCUGUAGCUCUAGCUAAGGCCGUCAAAAGGGCCGUCAAGAGCCCGUCAAACUUCACCUUUCUCUAUCCCCUCACCCUGUCAUUGGAGGAGAAAAUUAGGACAAUCGCCCGACAGAUUUACGGUGCCGACGACGUCACGCUAUCUGAGGAGGCACGGAUAAAAAUAGAACGCUAUGAAAAGUACGGGUUCGGCAGUCUCCCCAUUUGUAUGGCAAAGACGCACCUCUCGCUGUCUCACGACCCGCAAUUGAAGGGGCGUCCCUCGGGAUUCGUUGUGCCGAUCCGCGACGCCCGAGCAAGUGUGGGCGCUGGAUUUAUCUACCCUCUAGUGGGAGCUAUGUCGACCAUGCCUGGUUUGCCCACCCGACCGUGUUUCUAUGACAUAGACAUUGACCCAGAGACAGAAGAGAUAACUGGCCUCUUUUAG
Molecule: messenger RNA, 840 nt
Organism: Geodia barretti
Lineage: Eukaryota; Metazoa; Porifera; Demospongiae; Tetractinellida; Geodiidae
Source: the annotation of a GenBank genome assembly